Messenger RNA from Orbicella faveolata, 1345 nucleotides. RefSeq names its product TGF-beta receptor type-2-like. Gene Ontology annotation, biological process: protein phosphorylation; cell surface receptor protein serine/threonine kinase signaling pathway; cellular response to growth factor stimulus. Gene Ontology annotation, molecular function: ATP binding; transmembrane receptor protein serine/threonine kinase activity. Lineage: Eukaryota; Metazoa; Cnidaria; Anthozoa; Scleractinia; Merulinidae. Gene Ontology annotation, cellular component: plasma membrane; signaling receptor complex. The record is from RefSeq and is a predicted model, not a curated record.
UUCCCUGGUACACACCAAACCACAUUUCCAUUUUUUGUGUACCGUAGGUAAUUUUUUUUUUGUUAAUAAUUUCAAUUUACAAAACACAGUUCUACAAUACUUACUUACGUUACUUACAAUACGGGUUACUUAUGCUGCCGAUACAACACUCAAUACAGUUCCUUACAGAAAAUACAAUUACUUGCAAUACGGGCUGCUUACACUGCUAACAAUAUAAUACUCUACUUACCGUAGGUAAUGUCACUGAGAAUUCCUCAAGGACAGAAGAAAAAGAGCCCACAGCUGUGAUGCCAGCUGAUAAACAAUCCAGCAGGGUGUUCACCAUCGUGUGGAUCAGUUUAGCUGCGGUCCCGUUACCGUUACUUAUUGCCGGGCUGAUAGCUCGACUUCGCAGAUGCAGCAACGGCCACUUGGAAACAAAACUGUUUGAGGUCGUCGAAGAUUCUUUUACAAGUGAAUUCAAUAGUGAUCAUGAAAGAAUCAUUCAGGAUGCUGAACUAAACAAAUUUGUAGCGCUGGAGACAGUGCUUUCUCAAGGACGAUGUGCUACUGUUUGGAAGGGUCGUUUUACGGGACAACUCGUUGCGGUGAAGAUCUUUCCAAUAACAUCCAUCUCGGCCUGGCAGAAAGAGCGCAACAUAUAUGAACUUUUGUCGGUAGGACAUUCAAAUAUUCCAAAGCUAACAACCUUGAGGGAAGCUCGUGACCAAGACAACGAUCCCUUAUGGUUUAUAAUGGAGUAUUGCGAGAAUGGAUCUCUUCGGGAGUAUCUGGAGAAGAAAGUUCUGAGUUGGAGUGAAGCUGUGGUAUUAGCGAGUGGUAUCACCAGUGCCGUUGCAUUCCUUCACUCUGAGAGUUUUCAAGCUGGUGGUAUAAAAGUCGCUGUUGCUCAUCGAGAUUUAAAAAGCACCAACGUUCUUGUGAGAAAAGAUGGCACCAGUGUUAUUUCAGAUUUCGGCCUAGCAGUGCUCUUGAAUUCUGUUGAAGACGAAAGCAAACACAUACAGGUGGGAACAUAUAGAUACAUGUCUCCUGAGGAGCUGCUUGCAACUGCGGACCUGGGCAGCACGGACGCCUUUAAGCAAAUGGAUAUCUACUCAAUGGCCUUGGUGCUCUGGGAGAUCAUUUCACGUUGCGAGGUUGCAGGUAAAUACGGCACUGUCACCCUCUCACUUGCUCAAAAUGAUAACAACAACGGAGAGUUUUUUGUUUUGCUCUCGCUACAGGGCGUGAAACUGAUUUGUCAGACAGUGCAGGAAUGCUGGGAUCCAGACCCCGAGGCUCGACUAACGGCCGACUGCGCUCAACUGAGACUCAAAGAACUGUUGACGAAGACGCAGUGAUC